Molecule: messenger RNA, 2738 nt
Organism: Nicotiana attenuata
Lineage: Eukaryota; Viridiplantae; Streptophyta; Magnoliopsida; Solanales; Solanaceae
Product: bifunctional dihydrofolate reductase-thymidylate synthase-like
Exons: 13
Coding region: 459-2042 (527 amino acids)
Biological process (GO): dTMP biosynthetic process; tetrahydrofolate biosynthetic process; one-carbon metabolic process
Cellular component (GO): mitochondrion; cytosol
Molecular function (GO): dihydrofolate reductase activity; thymidylate synthase activity
Source: RefSeq, a predicted model, not a curated record
CUGGACUUGGCGCUGCUCCGCGUCAACCGUGCCUUUUGGAUUUUCGUGUAGUUUUCGCUCCAUAGUCCACACUCCACACCCCCCGCCUCUCUCUCUCUCUCUCUCACACACACACACACACACACAGAGUCUGUCUCUCUCUAAUCUCUAUCUAUAUACAGUAUAUUAUAGAUUCACUCUUCAGUGCAGAGAGAUUUUGGAAACCGCCUUUUAUACGCUACUAGUUUUUUCUUCCUUCUUCUUCUCCACAAAUGCUUAACGCACACACUUGAAUCGGAGCCCUAGCCUGUUCGUUUCUCCUCACAAUUCUCUUACGGUUUUUGGUCAAACUGUUCAAAAUUGCCUUCAUCUCUCGCUUUGCCUCCCGAUCGGUUUUAUUGCAUUUUGGCAGAAACCGGUCGGUCGAUCCUCGGUGCAGAUCAUUAUCAAUCAGUUCGUUCCAGGUUUCUUACUCAGUUAUGGCCAGUGAAACAAUUGCAGGCCUUUCCAACGGUAACGGCAAUGCUCAUUCUACUCCACAAAGGACUUACCAGGUUGUCGUUGCUGCGACUCGAAAUAUGGGUAUUGGUAAGGAGGGGAAGUUGCCUUGGAGACUGCCUUCAGAUCUCAAGUUCUUCAAGGGUAUCACUGGGACUACGUCAGAUCCUUCAAAAAAGAAUGCUGUUAUUAUGGGUAGAAAGACUUGGGAAAGUAUUCCUCUUGAAUAUCGCCCUCUUCCUGGCCGCCUCAAUGUUGUUCUCACACGUUCAGGGAGUUUUGACAUUGCUACAGCAGAAAAUGUUGUCAUAUGUGGAAGUUUAGCUUCUGCUCUGCAACUAUUGGCAGCCUCGCCUUAUGGUCUGUCAAUUGAGAACGUGUUUGUUAUAGGAGGUGGCGAGAUUUUCAGAGAUUCCCUAAAUGCUCAGGGGUGUGAGGCAAUCCAUAUCACUGAAAUUGAGACUGAUAUUGAAUGUGAUACUUUUAUUCCUGCUAUUGAAACCUCGGCAUUUCAACCCUGGUACUCAUCAUUUCCAGUGGUUGAAAAUAAGAUUCGCUAUUCUUUUACCACCUAUGUCCGUGUGAAGAAUUCUGGAGUAGAAACUGUUAAUCAGGCAAAUAGUGAGACUCCUGAGAUUGGUUCAGAUUCUUUUAAUGUUGAGGUUAAAGCAUUCUCCUUCUUGCCUAAAAUGAUAUUUGAGAAACAUGAAGAAUACCUGUAUCUGAGAAUGGUUGAAGAGAUCAUCUUGAAUGGCAUUCCAAAGGAUGACAGGACUGGCACUGGUACUUUGUCAAAAUUUGGUUGUCAGAUGAGGUUCAAUUUGCGUAAAUCAUUUCCCCUUCUUACAACAAAGAAAGUUUUUUGGAGAGGCGUCGUUGAAGAACUCUUGUGGUUCAUCAGUGGAUCAACAAGUGCUAAGGUCCUACAAGAGAAGGGCAUUCAUAUUUGGGAUGGCAAUGCAUCCAGAGAUUAUCUUGAUAGUAUUGGCUUGAAGGAUAGGGAAGAGGGUGAUUUGGGACCGGUAUACGGGUUUCAGUGGAGACAUUUUGGUGCCAGGUACAUUGACAUGCAUACUGACUACAGUGGUCAAGGUUUUGACCAAUUGGCUGAUGUUAUCAACAAAGUUAAAAACAAUCCAGAUGACAGACGUAUUAUUCUUUCAGCUUGGAAUCCUUCUGAUCUUAAACUGAUGGCGCUCCCACCUUGUCACAUGUUUGCUCAGUUUUAUGUAGCCAAUGGGGAGUUAUCCUGUCAGAUGUAUCAGCGAUCUGCUGAUAUGGGUCUGGGAGUGCCAUUUAACAUUGCAUCUUAUGCCUUGCUGACAUGCAUGAUAGCUCAUGUUUCUGACCUAGUUCCUGGUGAUUUUGUUCAUGUCAUUGGAGAUGCUCAUGUUUAUCGCACUCAUGUAAGACCUCUGCAAGACCAGCUUCAGAAGUUACCGAGACCUUUCCCAGUGCUGAAGAUCAAUUCACAGAAAAAGGAUAUAGAUUCCUUUGUUGCUGCAGACUUUAAACUUGUUGGUUAUGAUCCUCACCAGAAAAUAGAAAUGAAAAUGGCGAUAUGAAGUGCCAUAGAUUUUGUCCUGGAAUUCUGCGGCUCUUAAGAUAUGUUGCUCAUAUUUUGAGCUUUUUUGGUUCAGCUUCAUUUGUGUGUGCCCGAGCAGAUACCGAAAGAGGGUGGGAGAUUGUAUAUUGCUACUAAGAUAAGUUUAUUCUGGGUCUCAUCGCAUAGAUGGGGCGGAGGUUGCUAGAUGAACAAUGAUGGAUCAUGGAAUGCAAGUGCGCAAAGAUCACAAGUUAAAGUGGAGAGGUAUAGGAUAUCAAGAUUUUAAAAUUAGUAAUACCACAUUGACAAACAAGGACACGUUGAUUUUCAAGACAAUGAAGUUUGCUCAGAGUAUGAAGGACUGUUCAUCUAAAGAAGACUGCUGGUACAUGAAUUUGGAGAUUUCAAAGAUUACUUAUUUACCCCACAAGAAAUUUAUGGAGAUUUAUAACAUGAUGGGACAAGACUAUAAUUUGAAGACAUGGCUAUGGACUCAAGGAGAGUUGAAUACACGAAUUGCGGCGUUUGAAUUGCAGAAGAAAAUUGGGAUCAAGAAGAUGAGAUUUGAAGCUAGUGAAAUUAAGGACACGUGUUCGAUUUGUUGUGAAGAAUUUUUAGAAGGUUGUAUUGUUUAUUGUAUUAAUCAGUGUUCCCAUGUCUACCAUGAAGUUUGUAUUUUAGAAUGGCUUUUAAGGAGGAAUUGGUCUUGUCCCUA